UCAGCUGCCCAUUUAAAGGCAUGCGAGCCACAGCUCCCUGCCCACAUCUGUCUGUCUGAUCUCAGCAGCUGGAGAGAGAGUUAGAAGAGGAGCAGCAUCAUGUCUUGUGGACUAGUUUGUACCAAUAUAGGUCUCAAGGCCGGAAAGCGCGUUGGUGUGAAGGGUGAAAUCUCUGCAGGUGCCAAGAGCUUCGUGCUGAACUUAGGGAAGGACCCAUCCAGCAUCGUGUUGCACUUCAACGCACGUUUUGAUGUUCAUGGGGAUGUGAGGACCAUCGUAUGCAACUCCAAGGACAAAGGAGAGUGGGGUGCAGAGCAGAGGGAGUCAGCCUUCCCCUUCCAGGAGGGUUCCCAGGUGGAGAUCUUCAUCACUCACGACAUGAGUAAUCUAACUAUUGAUUUGCCAAACCACCACCAGUUCAAGUUCCCUAACCGGUUGGGUCUCAAGACCAUCGACUACAUGAAUGCAGAAGGUGACUUCACAAUCAAAUCUGUCCACUUGGAAUAACUCCCCACUCCUUGCUCCCCAAAGGGAUAUUCAA
Pelodiscus sinensis (Chinese soft-shelled turtle) is the source of this 541-nucleotide messenger RNA. It is a transcript of the gene LGALS1, whose product is annotated as galectin 1. Gene Ontology annotation, molecular function: laminin binding; lactose binding. The record is from RefSeq and is a predicted model, not a curated record. Lineage: Eukaryota; Metazoa; Chordata; Testudines; Trionychidae.